GCCGCUCCUGCCAAGCAGUGGAUGCUGCUAUGGUGUGUGCGCCGUCCAAUCCUUCGCGGUGAUUGCUCGUGUUUAUCGAAGAGGAGAAGUCAACAGCCGGGGUGUUUACGCAUUGGAGAAUAUGAGUAAAGUGGACGCAGCAUGUCGUCCCAGCGCCUCUCUCAAGUUCACCAUUGACAACAUCCUCAACCUGAAGACAAGCGGGCGCGCCGGUGACCGCUGUCACCCCCAGCGAGAGCGCGAUGUCUCGGCCACCGCGACGUGUAAAGGCCGCAUUCCGCCGAGCCACCUGGAGGGGUCCGGAGCCCAUCGCAGGCAGCGAUCGGACGAAAGUGACUCGGCCACCGACAAGGGCCGCGCUGUGGAGGAGGUGCGCUUUGAGAGCGGGGACAGCAGCUGCGACGACUGCAGCUCCACCACCACCUCCACCACCACCACCAUCACCACCACCACCACCACCACCACGGAGCCUCUUAAAGCGGACAGUUCCGCCAAGAAGAGCAAAAUGAUCACGAAAAAGAAAACGCGCACCAUUUUUUCCAAGAGACAGAUCUUCCAGUUGGAGUCUACGUUCGACAUGAAGCGCUACCUGAGCAGCGCCGAGCGCGCCUGUCUCGCCAGCUCUCUGCAGCUCACCGAAACCCAGGUGAAAAUAUGGUUCCAGAACCGCAGGAAUAAGUUGAAACGGCAAAUCUCGAGUGAAAUCGACGGGCCGCUCAGCGACUUCCCAGAGACGGUGAAGCCCGUGGUGGUGGGUCAGCUACCGGCCUUGUACAAGGAGGGCAGCCUGCUGGGGAGGUGCCUCGUGCCCAUGCCGUUGCCCGUCGUCUACCAGGGUUCGAACACGCCUUACCUCUGUUUCUCCAACACCAGCAAGUACUUCAGCCUCUAUGACGGGGACGUAUGACGCGGUCACCGAGCCUGCGUGUGCAAACAGACACUUUUUUGUUUGUGCCAACUGGAGCAUUUAUGGCGUUAAGCCUACAGUUCAAAGGGCCGGACACUGGCCCAAAGUGUUCAAAAGAAGGAUGCAAGAAGUAGGAACAUAUCACACACGAGCUGUUUUUUUGGGUAUUAUUUAUUUAUUAGCCUGGCUUUUGUGUAGGCCUAGCACUUAAGACAAAAACAAGAUAUAUGUAGCAGGCCUAUAGCAAAUGGUAGCCUGGCCGUGCAUGGCCUACAUCACUAACAUCUUAUAUUGUUUACAUGAUAGUCCAUUAUCAUUGUUAUUAUCAUCAUGAUUAUUAUUAUUAUUAUUAUUAUUACUAUUCUCAACAACAGCCUAUGCCACCAAAGAAAUUAAUACACCUUGCAUGCAAUUCCAAUAUAACGACUUUUGGAUUACAGAAAUUAUGUAUUUAAAUGAAUGUCAUUAACAUUUUAUUCACGCAUGUCUAUUUUUUUUUCCUUAAGUAUAUCUUACACUUACGUUAUUCUACAUUUGCCUUUAGGCUCAUUACAGCAUUUACUGCAACUGUAAU
Molecule: messenger RNA, 1481 nt
Organism: Phycodurus eques (leafy seadragon)
Lineage: Eukaryota; Metazoa; Chordata; Actinopteri; Syngnathiformes; Syngnathidae
Gene: hmx4
Product: H6 family homeobox 4
Exons: 2
Coding region: 122-907 (261 amino acids)
Biological process (GO): regulation of transcription by RNA polymerase II
Cellular component (GO): nucleus
Molecular function (GO): DNA-binding transcription factor activity, RNA polymerase II-specific; RNA polymerase II transcription regulatory region sequence-specific DNA binding
Source: RefSeq, a predicted model, not a curated record